Messenger RNA from Anoplopoma fimbria (sablefish), 4875 nucleotides. RefSeq names its product DNA (cytosine-5-)-methyltransferase 1 (gene dnmt1). The record is from RefSeq and is a predicted model, not a curated record. The coding region runs from base 141 to 4655 and encodes 1504 amino acids. The transcript is spliced from 34 exons. Gene Ontology annotation, cellular component: nucleus. Gene Ontology annotation, molecular function: DNA binding; zinc ion binding; chromatin binding. NCBI's taxonomy places the organism in Eukaryota, Metazoa, Chordata, Actinopteri, Perciformes, Anoplopomatidae.
CUUAUAGUAUCCAUUGCGAGAAACGCGCCCGACGGAGCCGCACUGCACGGGACCGAGCGUCGUUUUAACGGGUUUUUAAAAGCACUUUUACCGUGUUUUUUAUUUUUAAUAAUAUAAAUAUACAUCUCUGUUACAUAGCCAUGCCGACCAGGACCUCUCCGUCCCUGCCAGAGGAUGUCAUGAGGAGGCUGCAGGUGCUGGAGGAGGAUGGCUUUUCAGACGAGGAUCAUGUGAAAGAGAAGCUCAAGUUGGUGCAGGACUUUCUGCAUGUCGACGCUCAGGACCAGCUGACCAGUCUGAAGGAAAAAAUGAAUAAUUCAGAGAUCUCUAAGGAGGUGUACAUCUCUAAAGUAAAGGCCUUGCUGGGAAAAGAGCUUCGUCCGGAAAAUUGCUCGCAUGUUGACAGCGCGGAGCAGAAUGGAAAGGCGAACGGCUUCACAAAUGGUGCUCACAAAGAUGAGAGCACUGAAGAUGUAACCAUGGACGCACAGGAGGAGGAAGAGGAGGCUGUCAAGUCGCCAACUGCUUCCAAAGGGAAGGGUGGACGCAAGAGCAAAACAAAUUCUGACACUAAAAAGUCUCCAGCCAGUACCAGGGUUACAAGAAACGCUGGAAAACAGCCAACCAUCAUGUCAAUGUUCUCUAAAGUUCAAAAGCGAAAGUCUGAAGACUUGAAUGUAGAAGCUACAAAUGGACAGGAUGAAGCGAAGAAAGAGGAAGAUGAUGUUGAGGAGACUCGGGAGGAGAAGCGUCUUAAAGUGGAAUCCGAUGAAAGUGCUGCUCCAGAAAAAUCCGAGAGUGAGAUUACUAAACCGGUUUCUGCUGCAAAGACACCACCCCCCAAAUGUACAGACUGCAGACAAUACUUGGAUGACUCUGAUCUCAAGUUCUUUCAAGGGGAUCCUGAUACUGCGCUGGAUGAACCAGAGAUGUUGACAGACGAGCGUCUCUCCCUGUUUGACUCCAAUGAGGAUGGAUUUGAGAGCUACGAGGAUCUGCCACAGCACAAGAUCACAAACUUCAGCGUGUAUGACAAGCGUGGCCACCUUUGUCCGUUUGACUCUGGACUGAUUGAGAAGAACGUGGAGCUUUACUUCAGCUGUGUUGUCAAACCCAUCUAUGACGACAACCCCUGCUUGGAUGGUGGUGUUCCUGCCAAGAAGCUUGGACCCAUCAAUGCCUGGUGGAUCACUGGUUUUGAUGGCGGGGAAAAGGCUUUAAUUGGUUUCACUACAGCUUUUGCUGAUUACAUCCUGAUGCAGUCCAGUGAGGAGUACGCACCCAUUUUUGCUGUGAUGCAGGAGAAGAUCUACAUGAGCAAGAUUGUGGUAGAGUUCCUCCAGAAGAAUCCUGAUGCUUCUUAUGAGGACCUUCUCAACAAGAUCGAGACGACCGUCCCUCCAGCGGGGCUAAACUUCAACUGCUUCACGGAGGACACGCUGCUGCGCCACGCCCAGUUUGUGGUGGAGCAGGUGGAGAGCUACGAUGAGGCUGGCGACUCUGAUGAGCAGCCCAUCAUCGUUACUCCCUGCAUGAGAGACCUGAUCAAGCUUGCUGGUGUCACUCUGGGCAAGAGGAGAGCUGCCAGAAGACAGGCCAUUCGUCACCCAACAAAGAUCGAGAAGGACAAGGGGCCGACUAAAGCGACCACGACCGAGCUGGUGUACCAGAUCUUUGAUACCUUCUUCUCUGAUCAGAUAGAGCAGAACGACAAAGAGAGUGGCGGGGCCAAAAGACAGCGCUGUGGUGUCUGUGAGGUUUGCCAAUCUCCUGAUUGUGGCAAGUGUCCAGCUUGCAAGGACAUGAUCAAAUUUGGGGGAAGUGGCAAAAGCAAGCAGGCUUGUAAGCAGAGAAGGUGCCCAAACCUCGCAGUAAAGGAGGCUGAGGAUGAUGAGAUAGUUGAGGAAGAUGUUCCAGUGGAGAAGCCAAAGAAGGUUUCUCAAACUAAGAGGAAGAAGCAGAACCAGUGUAAACUGUCUUGGAUCGGGGAGCCUGUUCAGACUGAGGGGAAGAAGCAGUACUACGAGAAGGUCCGUGUGAAUGACGAGGUGUUGGAGGUGGGCGACUGUGUCUCCGUUUCAUCAGAGGAUCCAUCAUUGCCUCUGUAUCUGGCCAGGAUCUCUUCACUGUGGGAGGACAACAAUGGGAAGAUGUUUCACGCCCACUGGUUCCAUCGUGGGACUCAAACGGUGCUGGGAGAAUCCUCUGACCCACUGGAGCUCGUCAUGGUGGAUGAGUGUGAAGACAUGCAGCUCAAUUAUGUGCAGGGCAAAGUCAACGUCAUGUACAAGGCCCCGUCUGACAACUGGUGUAUGGAGGGUGGCAUGGAUUUGGAAAUCAAGGUGAUUGAGGAUGACGGGAAGAGUUUCUUCUAUCAGUUCUGGUACGACACAGAUUACGCCCGCUUUGAGACGCCUCCCAAGACCGCUCCAUCAGAAGACUGCAAGUACACAUUCUGUUGCAGCUGCGUUAGGACUAAAGAAAGAGAGGAACAGGAAAAGCCUCGUGCGUCUGAUCCCCUGACGGACAAAGACCAUGACUCCAAGGCUCUGUAUGCUCUGGCCUGCUACCAGGGGGAGCAGUUCAAAGUGGGAGAUGGUGUCUACCUGCCUCCUGACACUUUUAAUUUCAGUGUGAAGCCAGCGAGUCCAGUGAAGCGCUCUCACAGGAAAGAGGACGUGGAUGAGGACUUGUAUCCAGAAUACUACAGGAAGUCCUCAGACUACAUCAAGGGCUCAAACCUGGACGCUCCUGAGCCGUUCCGCAUCGGUCGCAUCAAGGAGAUCUUCUGUCACAGACGCAGCAACGGGAAAGCCGACAACUCAGAGGUCAAACUGAGACUCUACAAGUUCUACAGGCCUGAGAACACUCACAAAGGGGUCAAAGCCAGUUACCACACGGACAUCAAUCAGCUGUACUGGAGCGAUGAAGAGGUGACAGUCAGCAUGACUGAGGUGCUCGGCCGCUGCCAUGUUGAAUAUGCAGAAGACCUGAAUGAAUCAGUCCAGGACUAUUCCAGUGGUGGAACUGACCGCUUCUAUUUCCUGGAGGCUUAUAAUGCAAAAUCAAAAAGCUUUGAGGAUCCUCCAAACCAUGCCCGCUCUGCUGUUCAUAAAGGCAAAGGAAAGGGCAAAGGGAAAGGUAAAGGCAAAGGAAAGGCUGCACAGGAACCGCAGGACUCUCAGAAUGAAGCACAGAAUGUUAAAGUGCCCAAAUACCGCACGCUGGAUGUGUUUUCUGGCUGCGGCGGACUCUCUGAAGGCUUCCACCAGGCUGGUAUGACUGAGACUCUGUGGGCCAUAGAGAUGUGGGAGCCUGCAGCACAGGCCUUCAGGCUCAACAACCCCGGCACCACGGUGUUCACGGAGGACUGCAACGUCCUGCUCAAGCUGGUCAUGUCUGGAGAGAAGACCAACUCUCUCGGCCAGAAGCUGCCUCAGAAGGGGGAUGUGGAGAUGCUGUGUGGAGGACCUCCCUGCCAAGGGUUCAGUGGGAUGAACCGCUUCAACUCUCGCACAUACUCCAAAUUCAAGAACUCUCUCGUGGUGUCUUAUCUCAGUUACUGUGACUACUACAGACCAAAGUUCUUCCUGCUGGAGAACGUGAGGAACUUUGUUUCAUUUAAAAGCUCGAUGGUCCUGAAGCUGACUCUACGCUGUCUUGUACGAAUGGGCUACCAGUGUACUUUUGGCGUCCUUCAGGCCGGUCAGUACGGUGUCGCCCAGACCCGCCGCAGGGCCAUCAUCCUGGCUGCUGCUCCCGGAGAGAAGCUGCCUCGUUAUCCGGAGCCUCUGCAUGUGUUCGCUCCCAGAGCUUGUUCUCUGAGCGUGGUGGUGGAUGAAAAGAGACACGUCAGUAACGUCACACGAGGUAAUGGAGGAAUCUACAGAACCAUCACUGUCAGAGACACCAUGUCUGACCUGCCAGAGAUUCGUAAUGGUGCAGCCGGUUUGGAGAUUUCCUACAACGGAGAGCCUCAGUCCUGGUUCCAGAGGCAGAUCAGAGGCACACAGUAUCAGCCGAUCCUCAGGGAUCAUAUCUGCAAGGACAUGAGCGCUCUGGUUGAAGGUCGUAUGCGUCACAUCCCAUUGGCUCCCGGCUCCGACUGGAGGGAUCUGCCCAACCUCGAGGUUCGGCUGAAGGACGGCACCAUGACCAAGAAACUGCGUUACUCACAUUCCGAUAAAAAGAACGGCCGCAGCAGCACCGGUGCUCUCAGAGGGGUUUGCACCUGUUCAGCAGGGGUUCCAUGCGACACUGCAGACCGGCAGUUUAACACGCUGAUCCCCUGGUGUCUGCCGCACACCGGGAACCGCCACAAUCACUGGGCCGGACUCUACGGCAGGCUGGAGUGGGACGGAUUCUUCAGCACAACAGUCACCAACCCUGAACCCAUGGGCAAGCAGGGUCGUGUUCUGCAUCCCGAGCAGCACAGAGUGGUCAGUGUGAGGGAAUGUGCACGCUCUCAGGGAUUCCCCGACACCUACCGCUUCUUUGGAAACAUCCUGGACAAACACAGACAGGUUGGUAAUGCGGUGCCUCCUCCGCUCUCCAGAGCCAUCGGCCUGGAGCUGAAGAAGUGCGUCAUGGAGAGAAUUAAGGAAGAACAAGCAUCAGAGACUGUCAAACAGGAGAAGAUGGAGGCCUCUGAUUAGUUCCUGGUUCCCUUCCAGAAAGAAUCGGUUCCACAAAUACUUGACGCCAACGUUUCUUUUAACAAGCUGGUUUUCAGCGUUGUCACUUGGUGACCACCAUGGACAUUCUGUGCCGUGCCAUUAAAUGUAUUUGUUUUAACUGCUUUUAAUCAUCAUGUGGAAUAAAUUGUAUGUAGUUUUUAUAUGUGUAAUAUUUCAAAUAAAGCUCUUAUGAAAUCGA